AAGAACUGUCCUGCUCUGCACUGCACGACUACUUGGAGUUGAAGCGACAGGAGACACCCAAUCGGCGAUUCGGCAAUACGCAGCCGGCAACUAGCUGUGCCGCCUCUACAAGCGACAAAGGGACGACCGUCGACCGAAGACACCCUGAUCGACGCCAGGCCCACCACCGCGCCAAGCCGCCUCCGCGCUCGUAGCCUUGCACCGCUACACGGCACGCUACCUGGCUAUGUCUCCGUAUCUCGCACUCUAGCCGAAGACCGAAGUGCCUUGCCCCCUGGGUUCGGCUGUGGCCUCCUUCCUAUUCGAUAAUUCACCAUUCUUCCGUCCGUCAAGAGCUGAUGGACCGACCACCUCAUGAUUAUGCUGCUAUGGCGUUUGCCCAACAUCAUCACUCACCGGCUAAUCUGCAACAACAACAGUUUGGCUUCCCUCCGCAACAUCAAGCAUUUCCUCCAUUUUUACCCCCACAACAACAGUUUCCUUACCAUCGCCCACCACAACUCCAUCCUCAUGCCCCACCUCCUCACCUUCUUCACCUACAGCAGCAGCAACAGCAUCAUCCUACCCCUACUCCUCCAUUUCCACCACAUGUUCCUCCUCACCUUGCUGCGUCACCCUUCCAUGGCCCUUAUGAUUCUCCACCACCGCCUGCCCCCCCACCACACGAUCCUGAUCUGCUUAAGCGUAUUGAUAAACUGAUAGAGUAUGCUGUAAAGAACGGUCCUGAGUUUGAAGCCAUGAUCCGCGAGAAACAGCAAGACAAUCCCGCUUAUGGUUUCCUAUUUGGAGGUGAAGGACAUCAUUACUACCGUUUCAAGCUUUGGAUGUCUGCACGACCGCCUGGUGGUGCUUUUAAUUUCCCUUUCCCGCCUUCAUCUAUGCAAAUGAUGCAUCCUCCAAACCCGAUGAUGAGUCCAUCACCUUUAACUGCUCCACAGUACAAUGCCUCACCAGCAUCCGUUCUGGGCCCACCUCAUUUACAUCAGACCACUUUUACACCCUCAUAUGAUCAGCAGUACCCUCAAUCUUUUGGACGUCCUGAUUAUGAUAAUAACUCAUACAGGUCUUACAAAGGUCUAUCUAGACCUCUUCCGCCUGAUAUUGAAAUGGAGUUGAAUAAUGUUCUGAGCAAUCUUGUUGGCACUAAAGAGUCGAUCAAAGGUGCUAAGAAUUGGUUUAUGCAGAGGUCUCCGUUUAUACAUGCUUUGGCUGAAGCUCUUAGAGAUAGGGUGCUUUCGCUGGAUGACUCAGAAAGGCAACUCCAUAUUAUUUACCUUGCUAAUGACAUUUUGUUUGACAGCUUGCAACGAAGAAUUAAUCCUCAUGAGCUUGACAAUGAGGCCCUUGCGUUUAAACCUGUUUUGGCUUCUAUGCUGGCAAGGGUAUACCAUAAUCCUCAGAACAAGGAAGAAAACCAGUCACGAUUACAAAAAAUUGUGCAAUUUUGGGGCGCAAAGGAAGUUUUUGAUCAGGAAACAAUUCAUGCAUUUGAAAAUGAGAUGACCGGUGGCCCACCUCCAAACUCUUUUGGAGUUCCUCAACGUGACUCAUCAACUCUUGCUCCUGAUCCCUCUGCAGGGGGGGCAGAUCAAAGUGCAGUACAGUGGAAGCCUGAUGUGCAAAGCCCACUCCUAAGCUUACAAGAUCAAGACAAACAAGCUCCUCAUAUCCCCCCCAUGGCUACCCAACAGUUUCAUGCCACUCCUGUUCCUCUCGCAUUUCCAAGUUCUAUCCCCUUGCCAUCUUCUCUUCCACCGUCAGUUCUCCCACCGCCAAACCUGCCACCAAAUGUGGGGGAGAAGUUACCCACGUAUCCGUUGUUCCCUCCCGGUCUUAUCCCUGGGAUGGUUAGAAAAAUGCAGAUAGGCAGUGGGGUUCCUUACUCCCCUUUAAGCCCUUUGGAUAUCCCGACCGUUAUACCACCCUCGAACGUUUCUCAGUCUGAAAUCCUUGAAAGGGUGUCGAAAUUCUUCAGAGAGAUUGAUGAGGUUAACCCGUCAGAAGGACCCAUGAAUCCAUCUGAUGGAUAUGAUGAUUAUGAGAGAGAGCCUCCGACCCGUAAAGGAGGGGCAUGUAUUCCACCCCCUCCUGAUCUCCAGAAUCUUGAUGUUCAAAGUUUGGAACCCGAACCAAAUAGAUCGGCCCGACCAGGACUUGGUGCUGAUACAGAUGAGGCAAGUCAAUAUGGUGAUGUUUACAGUUCUUACAGGAAUGAAAGGAGCACCAACUAUCAUUCAUCAGUGAGUGCAAAAGCUCCUCCUUCCAUCAGGUAGUUAGAGAUAGCAUGUGAUGUGAUGAAUAUCUUUGGGUCGCAUUGCAAGUUGUACCAGUUUGAACUCUUGUGUAUCUACACUGCAAUUCUUUUUUCGAUCAUUUGGCAGUUGGCACAAAUGCUUGUCUCCCCACUUCAUUUAGAACUUUUGACCCGCUCCACAUGGAGGCAUGCACAUAGAUCGACAUGUCUAAAUUUUCUCUGGACUUUUUUUGCAAGUUCAGGCUCAUUGAUGAACUAUUUUUGUUAGUUUAAGGACUGAAUGAGACGUUUGGUAAAUCAACGAGCAACCAGUGGUCCAGCGUUUUUAAAUGGAGGUUCAGUGUGUUUUUCUAA
Cuscuta epithymum is the source of this 2608-nucleotide messenger RNA. The record is from the annotation of a GenBank genome assembly. Lineage: Eukaryota; Viridiplantae; Streptophyta; Magnoliopsida; Solanales; Convolvulaceae.